GUCAGAGUGCUAAGUGAAACCGGAAGUGUAGUUAUUUGGUUUGUCAGUCUCAGGUAGACAUGGCGGCGUCUACAGCAACAGCGGUCCCGGAGAAAUCACCUAAAUCAUCUCCGCCUGAGUUUGUGCCCUUUGACUUUUCUAAGCCCCCGCUUAUCGAUGGCUUCAACCCUUUAGCCAAACUCAAAGAUGAGACGUUAAAAGAAAAGUUACUGAGAAAGACAAAGGAGAACCCCUUCGUCCCGAUAGGUUGUUUGUUCACAGCCGGAGCUCUGAUUUAUGGCCUCCGUGCCUUCAAUCUUGGGAAAACCAAACAGUCCCAGCUGUCGAUGAGAGGGCGAAUCUUCGCCCAAGGCUUCACUGUAGUGGCCCUUGUUUUUGGUAUCUUUACCACCACUAUGAAACCCAAGGAAUGAAGACGGACCAAUCCCACACCUCUGCCUAUUCAUUCAACCCGGAAUCAGAUCCAACGGGGAAAUUGGACUGAUUUGAAGUAUCUGAAUAAUGUAUUAUGUUGUCUGCAUUGUUCGGAUAUACCCAUGCUAAUGCCAACACUAUUUAUUGUCAUUUGAAAACUGUGAAUUGCUCAUGGGGACAACAUAUUUGACUUUGGGCUUGCACUAUGUAACAACAAAGUAUAAUCGUCUCCUUACCAGCAAGCUGGAUUUUACUUUUGUUCUACUCUAAAAGCAUUUAAGCAAGAUGUCGAUAAAUAUAAAUGACAUUCUUAGACAGACCCAUUCUCAAUGUCAGCCUUUUACACUUGGCAGACUUUCCAUUUCACUUAAAUCUUUCAGUAGGAGGGCUCUAAAUGUUGUAUUAGAAAAUGUUUCCCAUGCUAAAAUGUGUGGCCUUGCACCAGUAAACGUGCUUCUCAGUUUC
This is a messenger RNA of Trematomus bernacchii (emerald rockcod), 879 nucleotides long. It is a transcript of the gene higd2a, whose product is annotated as HIG1 hypoxia inducible domain family, member 2A. The transcript has 2 exons. The record is from RefSeq and is a predicted model, not a curated record. Gene Ontology annotation, cellular component: mitochondrion. NCBI's taxonomy places the organism in Eukaryota, Metazoa, Chordata, Actinopteri, Perciformes, Nototheniidae. Bases 60 to 413 code for a protein of 117 amino acids. Gene Ontology annotation, biological process: mitochondrial respirasome assembly.